Messenger RNA from Paramisgurnus dabryanus, 6233 nucleotides. It is a transcript of the gene gas2l1, whose product is annotated as growth arrest-specific 2 like 1. Gene Ontology annotation, biological process: actin crosslink formation; microtubule bundle formation; protein localization to microtubule plus-end. The record is from RefSeq and is a predicted model, not a curated record. Gene Ontology annotation, cellular component: microtubule plus-end; stress fiber; cytoplasm. Gene Ontology annotation, molecular function: actin filament binding; microtubule binding; cytoskeletal adaptor activity. Lineage: Eukaryota; Metazoa; Chordata; Actinopteri; Cypriniformes; Cobitidae.
GUAUGACUGUGUAUAAACCACUGCAGCUCGACACGUUGGGCGGGAGGCGGAGCAGAGGACGAAUCAUUGACGAACGUUAUUAUUAAAGUGUCCCAGUAGACCGGGGCCGCCUGUCUGCCGAACCGAUUCGGCCAUGCGCGCGCUCCUUAACGGUUGGAUAAACGAAGCUUUGCGGAGAUUUAUUAACCACUGCGGAUGAGACUCGGAUCUUUUGGGCUUCGUGUAGGAUAAUAUUGGAUUGUCAUGCCGCUUUUUCUUUCUGUUCUUCCAUAGGGGAAUGAGUAAUCGCUAACGUUAUGUGCUCAUUGAAGGAGGCGGGUAUCUCGCAGACAUCCGGAAUCCAUCGCGGAAUCCCACAGCUGUAUCAUCCCGAAUGAGAGUCGAAGCGGCCCGCAUUGUUAUGUGAUGGCCGCGCGGCUUUUUCGCCAUCCUCGUUGGAUUUCUGUAUGAUGAGACAAUCUAAUAUUUCGUGUCUUUAUUGAUACGCGUUUUCCAAAAACAUGGCUGAUCAGAGCAACAUCCAGUCAUCCGCCUCCAAAAGCAUCAGGCCGUUCAAAUCCAGCGAGGAGUACCUGUAUGCCAUGAAAGAGGAUUUGGCGGAAUGGCUGAACACGCUCUACGACCUCGACAUCACGGUGGACACUUUUAUGGAGGGUCUGGAGACCGGCUGCGCGCUCUGCCGGCACGCCAACAACGUGAACCGGCGCGCCCAUGAAUUCAAGGAGAAGUAUCCAGACGCGGCGCUCUCGCUGCGGAUUCCCAGCAAGGAUGUGGGCUUCCAGUCCAGGAAUGUCAUACCCGGAUCUUUUUUGGCCAGGGACAACGUGUCCAACUUUAUCGCCUGGUGCAGGCAGGAGCUCUGGAUUAAAGAUGUGCUCAUGUUCGAGACCAACGACCUGGUGGAGAGGUGCAACGAGAAGAACUUCGUACUGUGUCUGCUGGAGGUGGCCCGCCGGGGCGCCAAAUUUGGCAUGUUGGCACCCAUGUUGAUUCAACUGGAAGAGGAGAUCGAAGAAGAGAUACGGGACCAGGAGAACCUGACAGAGUCGUUGGGGGAGUCGAGCCCGCCGAACAGGACGUUUGGUCGGAAGGAGAGCAUUGGUGAGCCCGAUCCGGAGCUGGUGGCCCGCUGGCAGCAGCAGCAAAAGAGGGUCCUUCUGGAUAUGCGCAACUUGGAUGAGCUGGUGCGGGAGAUUCUGGGUCAGUGCUCCUGUCCAUCACAGUUCCCCAUGACCAAAGUCUCCGAAGGAAAGUACAAAGUGGGCGACUCCAGUGCGCUUAUCUUUAUCAGGGUGUUAAGGACUCAUGUGAUGGUACGUGUGGGUGGAGGUUGGGACACGCUUGAACAUUACCUCGACAAACACGAUCCAUGCCGCUGCUCCGCGUUCGCCCACCGGUAUCAGCAGGCUAAAGCGAGCGGCCAGGGUCCUCACAGCAAGAGCUCCAGUGCUCACUCCUCACGCUCCACAAGCCCUGGACCUCACUGGCGCAAUGAGGGCAUAGGGCCCUACAAAACCCCUGACAGACGGUCCUUGGACCCCGCUCCGGGAACCACAGCACACUCGUCUCCCUCACGGCCUGGCAGGUCGCAUCAUGCAGCCAUGCCUGUGGAGAUGGACACAGGGAGACCCACAACGCUGCAGCCUCGUCCACCACGAGACAGAUCAGAAUCACGUCACUUUAAUCCUCUCAGGAACAAGGACUCUUUUCUUCCGUUGACCCGCAGGCUUUCAGGAGACAGUGACUCCUCCACAGCCUCCUCCAAAGGUGGAGGAGGAAGCACGGGAGGAGGUCGCUUUUCUCUGGGUGCACGGCAGGGUCAUAAAGAGGAUGUGGUGCUGUUGGUGAAUCGUAAGGAAGGGAAGCAUGUUAUUGAGCGUCCUGCAGCCGGGACACAGAUUGCGGCUGUGAGAAAUGCUCACGCUCGCACCCGUAGCGCUUCCAGAGAACGCUCUGCAGCUCAGUCCACCUCUAUACUGAAACCUAGUCCACCUCAAGCCAUAGCAGAGGUACAUCGUACACCCCGCACCGAAAGGGGUAGAUCCCUGGGACCUGAAGGUCCACGUAGGUUCCAGGCUCCACGGUCCCUCAGCCAGGGCAAGACACCUAGAGGACGACUGAGUGAGCCCAGUCCUGGAUCGUCACCUCGUCACUCAUCGACCAUGGAUCGGAGAGAGGCACAGAGCCCUAAGCACGCACCCCCAACAUCUUUAAGAAUGAGUGGAAGUUUGCCCAGAAGACAGGCAUCGGGGUCUGCUUCUAACUCACCUGUGAAAGGCAGCGUAAUUGAUAGUCCUGGAAAGAAGGUAACGCCAAAACCCCCUGCUCCUCGGUCACCUCCCUCUGGAAGUCGCAAAACGCUUCCUCCAGUGUCGCAGGCAGGGUGCCGCUCUCCACAUUCUUCUCCACGAUCAAAUCAUCACCAUUCACCACGUUCCUCUCGGGUCCCACACAAUCCACGAUCCAGAGAACAAAAAGGGUUGGUAAAUCCCCAUCACCAACAGCAGGAUAGCCAGGGGGACACGAGUAUUUUUAGUUUACACCUGCUGCCAAGUCUGGACCCUCAACGGGAGCAAGACCUGUAUCGCAGCUUUGAGGCUGAGUUUCUGGCUAACACGCAACAAUCCAAGGCUGGGCCAAGCAAAUCAUCCAGCACUGGAAGGGAUAUAGGGUCCGUUCAGCUUCCAGUCGCCCAACAGGGUUUAGGGUCACUUCCAAUAUCUACAGGCGAUGCGAAUGUUACGGACUCAGCCUAUUCUUCCUCCAACUCUUCAACCUCUUCUCUUAAUGUCGGAGGAAAGGUAGGAGUUCUCCCUGAUUUACGCGAGUCAAAACGGACUAACCCUCGUGCCUGUGCGCUCGAGGACCCUCCCACCCUUCUUCAUAGCCAGAUUCGUGGUGGCUUCCCCAAUGGGGGUCUGCAGGAGGGAGAAAGAUGGACUGGUAGAGGUCUCCGUAAGCUCCCUGCCAUCUCCAGCUCCACAGAGGAUGGAGAACUCCCGCAGGCCAUUUCUCAAUCUGUCUGCCUACCUAAAGAUCUCAAUCUGGCAGAGGUACCGAUGGACAGCCAGCAAGACCCGGUGGACUGGCCUGAUUUGGGAGGAGACGUCCCUCAACCCGAACUUCAUCCUGACCUACCAUACGACAGCGCAGACCCAAAUGCUGAGUCUUUUCCCUCCCCUCCACCACCUCCAGAUGACUGUUCCUACCAGGAUUCCUCCAGUGAGAGCUCCUCCAUGUGCUUCAGUCUAAGUGAACCUGCAUCCGAGGGUUCUUGCACUCCUCCUCUACCAUUGCCCAAUGGAGAUGCAGAUGGUACAGUGGUCCUCCGGGCCAAAAGGGGUCAAACGAGGGCGGAAAGGGUGCCCUCUAUCUACAAGCUCAAGCUGCGGCCACGAAUAAGACCGCGGACUGACAACAGACCCGAGAACAGCCCGUCACGCAUCCCUACCCCUGUACAUUACAAAAAUCAUUAUCAGCAGUCUCCUGCCAACUCAUCUCCCCUACAGACCCCACCACAAUCCCCACGUUCAAACGGUCAUCAUCAACCUUCACACAAAGCUCUGCAUCAAGCCUUUGCAGACCUCAUUCAGCCUCAGCAGCGAUCUCCAGCCAUGGGAUCUAGAGAGCGUGCUUAUUCUUCAGAGUCCAGCCUGGACACAGAGGCCUGGAUGUAAUAAAGCAUGAAGUCGUACUUCUCUCAAUAUUUACAGCUUUAAAAAGUGUUUGAAAAAACACAUUCAUAAUGACUAGAACGCACAUCUGAUUGUGGUUAACAUGUAGCAGGAUGCUGGAAUCUUAACAGUCAUUUCACUGGAGUUUGUCCAUAAAGUGGUUAUGAACAUUAUUUACACCAAUUUUGUCCACAAUAUAGCCUACUGUCAAUCACAGAGCAACACACAUCACCUGAGAUGCGUUUCAUUCAUCAAGUUAUCAUUUUUUAUUUUUAAGAAAGCAAAUCUAUCGACAGCAUUUCCUAUCUUUUGGAGGUUUUAGCUUAUAGGUUUUAUUCAAGGCAGUGUUAUACUGCAGUUCUGGGCUGUGAGGUCACAAGUUUCCUGAAUUUCCUGAACAGGAAAUGGUUUAAUGUGUACAAAUCAAAGUGUUUUUAUUCAGGGAGUUUAUAAUUUACAAAUUAUCUUAUAUAAUUGGUGUUUUAAGUUAAAAAUAAGAAUUGUAAAAUCACUACAGCAAACAAGAUAGAGUGUUAGAAAUGUGUUAAUAUACUUUUACGUACAUCUGCUAGCAACAUGCAGCAUCUAACUGACUUUUGACCUUACCUCCAUGUGCGAUCUAAAUUGCAAGACAGUUAACUGCUUUUAUUUAGCCAAUGCUAAAUAAGACAUUAUAUCAACACCUCGUUGCUCUGUUGUUUCUUUUGUUUUAGGAAAAAAUCGUAUGAAAGGACAUAGAAAAUUCCCGAUUUACACAUGUGUUAAUUUUUGUGUAUGUUCUGUACAAACUUAAAUGGUCAUGUAUAGGUUUAUAUGUAAUAUAUGAUUGAUUUGAUAUGUUUGCAUUAAAUAUGUGUUAUGUACAUAUGAUAAUAAUAAUAAUAAUUCAUUGAAUUUAAGGUACAUUUGUGUUGUUUAUCCAAGUGUGAUAAUUUUGCCUUAGCUAUGCAAUGUUGCUAUUGAUUGUUGCCUUGACAAAUCUUCUUUCGCCUUAAAGAAAGGAUGAGAAGUUGUGUUUGAGAUGGAGGGAUCAUGUGUGUAUGGAGGUAUGUUGUUGUGUGUAUGAGAUGUUGAUGUUGGACCCUCUCUUAUAGUUCUGAUAGAUAGUUAAGGUAACAACAGCAACAGGAUCUUUAUCAGCAUUUUUCUGUUUAAGAUCUUAAAUGAAUCAAAAUGAUUUUUAAAAUGUAUGUGGAGGUGAAAAAUGAAGGAUUUCUUGUUUAACGAUUGCUCAUAUCGAUAGGGGGUGGAAUCACUACAAACUGUGUACAGCGAUGUAAAUCAUUCAGAAUAAGCCUGAGUCACUUUUAUUGUAAAUUCCAAACCAAUGACUUUCUGUUUCGUUAUCUUUAGAAAUUAUUUCUCUUAUAAUAGCUCUAUGGCACCACCAAGUGGUUAAAGUAAUUCUACACAUUACAACACAGCUGUGCAUGUGCAGUUUGCAUUAAGUGAGCCCAAAUCUUGGACUGUUAUUUGAAUGUUACUGGGGAUGAUUUGAGAGGACAGUAUAAUGUAGACUUGAGUGAGGGAUUAUAUGAACUGUUUGUUUUAAAUCCUGUUUAGAUUUAAACUAAUUACACUACAACCGGUUUGGCAAUUGACUGUGUUAAUUUAUAUAAAAUGAGUUGUGAAGCGUUUUAUAAAAAGAUGAUGUUUCUGAAUAAAUGAAUGAACUGUUGACUUUUGGUAAGUUCUCUUUAAAGGCUUUAUACUGCUGUGUAUUUAUGGGUGCAAGUGUUUUAUUGAAAGAUGUUCUGAUGUUUGGUCCUUCGAUUAAUUGAAAAGGUAUUUGAGGGCAGAAAAAGAAAUGUUUUUCAGUGUUUGCCUAAAGACUGCAACUAUAGGAUUAUUACUGUUAGAAUGACCUUUGACACUAUAAAACUGCAAUACAGUGCACUGCACAUGGCUUCUGCUGGCACUUUAAGACAUUGUUAAGUUUCACAUCGUGGAGCUUCUGCAGUCUUUCAGAUUAUAUUAACGGAUGCUGUGCCUAUUUUACAUUGUCUGGCAAACCCAUAUGUACACUACAUUCAGUAAUCUUUCCAGUAUCUAAUCAUUGAGCGCCAUAUGCGUGUACAGUUGACUCAUUUUGAUCAUCACUUGUGUUCUUUUUGUUGGUUUGGGUUUGUAAUCAAAUGUACAAGUUUUAAAAUAAUUUAUUGCAUGAAUGCUUUAUCUUUAUUCUUUCCUGACAUCAGAAAACCAAGCAUGUAGAUUCACGUGCUUUUUUUACUUGAGCAAACAUUCUGAUUGGCAUUGUGCUCAGAUGUGAUCUACUAAAAUGCAUGUUGAAUCUAUAUAUCAUCAUGAUCUGGUUUUGGUAGAUGAAAAAGCUGUUGGUUGAUUUAAUUUGAAUGUUUAUGAAAACACUUUCAUUUUUACUAUUUGCAUUUUUUUGCCUGAAUAUUUCUAUUUGUUUGAUGUUGACAAUGAACUGUAAGGUCUUGACAUUGUGGAAUUUGUUGUGUUGAAUAGCAAUAUUGCAAGACCAACAUUCCACUGUUCCCUGAAAACCAAUUGCUGUUAAUUUAAUUCUUGUAAUAAAAAUGUUUUGGAUGA